Bolinopsis microptera is the source of this 2537-nucleotide messenger RNA. RefSeq names its product E3 UFM1-protein ligase 1 homolog. The transcript has a single exon. Gene Ontology annotation, biological process: regulation of proteasomal ubiquitin-dependent protein catabolic process; protein K69-linked ufmylation; response to endoplasmic reticulum stress. The record is from RefSeq and is a predicted model, not a curated record. Gene Ontology annotation, cellular component: endoplasmic reticulum membrane. Gene Ontology annotation, molecular function: UFM1 ligase activity. The coding region runs from base 4 to 2211 and encodes 735 amino acids. Lineage: Eukaryota; Metazoa; Ctenophora; Tentaculata; Lobata; Bolinopsidae.
AGGAUGUCUGCUUGGGCUGAGGUAAGACAACUACAGGAAGAGCUCUACAAUGUACAACUUGAGGCAACCAAAAACAAACUGUCUGAACGGAACUGUGUGGCAGUGAUACAGCGUCUCAUUAAUCUAGGUUGGCUGGAAGUGGUUUACUCGUGUGAUGGUAAAGAGUACAUCACUCCCAAACAGCUGGAGAAAGAUAUCCUAGAUGAGCUGUACGUGUGUGGUGGAAGAGUUGCAAUGACUGACUUAGCUCAAACCCUUAAUGUGGACUACUCUCACGUGGAGAAGAAAGUAAAUGAGUUGUUGUCCCAUGACACUAAGCUCUCUAUUCACUAUGGAGAGCUGAUAAGCAAGCAAUUCUUCGAUAACCUUGCCAUUGAAAUUAAUGAAACUCUGCAAGAAACAGGGCUACUUCCUUUGACCCAGUUGAGUAGGGAGGUCUCCCUGCCGGUGUCAACUCUUGCAAAGGAGCUGGUUCCCAGGGUAGGUGACCUUAUCAUCGGAACAUACGACAAGAAGACCGACACUCUCUUCACAACUGCAUUUGUUGAUCGACAAGCUGCAAAGCUGCGGGGAGCCUGUAGUGCUGCGACUCGACCAGUACAUUUGGGGAAAAUAAUGGAAGUUCACGGAAUAACUGCAUCCCUUGGUCAUAGUUGUGUAAAAGAUAUGAUAAGCUCAGGACGUCUUAAAGGACAACUACAGGGUCACAGCACUAACCCAGUCUUUAUACCAUCUCUGUAUACCUCCGCUCAAAAUCAGUGGGCUGAUAGUUUCUACAAACAGAAUGGAUACAUAACGUUUGAGAUGAUGCAGAACAAGGGUAUUGAUAAUCCUCACUCUGUUAUCGCUAGGUUUGUGGACUCUGUUAGUCUUUCAUCAGGGUGUGUAAGUGAAGGUGCUAUAGUUGGUGUUCAAUCCAUUGUUGAGGAGGCUGUCGCAACAGACACCUACAUUGAGCUUAUAGAUUGGAUGUUUGAUUGGUGUAAUGAAGCUGACGAAGAGGAGGUGUUGGGUUUAGUGCUUGCCAACUCUACAGCUGACUUGUUUAGAAUACUACCCAGCAAAGCAGUGGUCUCCGUGAGCCUUCUUAAUAAAUUAUUAUCUUCGUUUGAUAGUAAGAUUGCUGAACAAGUCAAGUCAGAUGCUGUAAAUCCAAAAAUCUUGGCAACUUUUAAAAAGUUCGAUAAUGCUGCAGCUUCUGCUGAGAUAAAGACCGUAAAGAAAGCAAAAGGUGGUAAGAAAGGGAAGAAAGGACGUGCCAGAGACGAUGAUGAUGAAGAAUUUACACCUCCCAAACCAGCACUUGGCCCAACUUAUCUCAGUGCUCAACAAAUAGAGGAUGACAUCAAAGAUCUGCAGUUUUUCAUGGACAAUGAGCCAAAGGAGGAUACUACUCUUGCCGAGAUAAGCGAACUACUGAAGAAAGAACUCAAUGAUAAAUACUGUAAAGCACUCGACGAAGAAGUGAGGAAGAAAACCAUGAAAUCGAGCAAGUCUCAACAGAAAGCAGACGAGGACACAAUCAAUAUUCUCUACAACACUGUUAUACUCUGUGAAAAAGGUCUCAAAGUAUUUGAAGAUCCUACGAUCAGGGCCCAGAUCGAGAAGCACAUACUAAAGACUCUCUGUCUAGAACUGACUAAAGCCACAUUUUCCAAACUUGCUGAAGAAACGGGCUGUCCGUUUCAGGGGGAUAACUUAAAACUGGACUCAAUUGUUGGUUACUUGCCUAAAAAUGCGAAGCAGUUUGCUACAUCUAUCAUUACAUCGGUUACUUCAGGAACUGACGUUGAAGAGUUUAUACAGAGCUACACAGAGCUGACUGACCCUCAAUUUACCCAACUUCUUGUCAGAAAGCUGGACAAGAAGAAGGAGCGAAACAUGGUCUUCAGCAAAAAACAGGCACUUCUAGAACAACUGAAAACUGAACAGAACUCGGCUGAUCUAUUAAACAUCUCAUGUAAUUUAAUCUUCAUCAAGCAGCACUCUACUUUACUCCAUGUACCGGGCCGGUGUAUUUCAUCCGUCGUUAAACUGAUCUCUAAAGACUUUACUGGACCCCAACUGGAGACAAUAAACAGAAGUCUGAGUAGUGUUGUGACGGAGCUAAAAGGGGAGGGUGCAAUGUCAGGGGAAGACAAACAGGCUUUAAGAGACUUAGUUUCUGAAAUCCUCUUCGGAAAACAGGUCAAUGAGGUGACUGAACUAUAGAUAAUAGAUAUAUAUAAAGUUGCAUAUUUUGGAGAUAAAUGUUACAUUCUGCAUAUUGAUCAUGGUAAUGUACCCCAACUUGUAAUGACUAGAGAUAUUGUUUAUGUCUGAUCAAAUCGGUAGUUUUGAUGGCAAUAUAAUUUGAUUUUCAGUUAAAUAGUUUAGUAAUUGAAAUGUUCAGAUUUGGUGGUGUUUACGUAAAUAUGUUAAUUUUCUUGAAACGUCACGUACAUCAUUAAUAAUAUUGACAAAACAGAUUAAGAAUUGUUAAUUAGAGUUUCUAAUUUAUUGGGUAAAAAGUUUUUAAAGUAUGUUAAUUCUUUGAA